Messenger RNA from Musca vetustissima, 903 nucleotides. Its product is annotated as omega-amidase NIT2-like. Gene Ontology annotation, biological process: L-glutamine metabolic process; oxaloacetate metabolic process. The transcript is spliced from 3 exons. NCBI's taxonomy places the organism in Eukaryota, Metazoa, Arthropoda, Insecta, Diptera, Muscidae. The record is from RefSeq and is a predicted model, not a curated record. Bases 1 to 903 code for a protein of 300 amino acids. Gene Ontology annotation, molecular function: omega-amidase activity. Gene Ontology annotation, cellular component: mitochondrion.
AUGAUACUUGGCGAGAUUCACAACUGUUCUCUUUUUUCUUCUAUUUUUGCUGGUUCUAAUUUCAUCGACACAGUCAUGAGAUUGGCACUGAUACAAUUGAAAGUGACCAAAGAUAAAUUGGCCAAUUUGCAACAUGCUUCGGAAAAGAUUCGCGAAGCGGUGAAGGAACACAAACCCCGUUUGGUCGCACUACCAGAAUGUUUCAAUUCACCCUAUGGGACAAAAUAUUUCCCUGAAUAUGCCGAAACCAUUCCGAACGGAGAAUCAGCUAAAACUCUUUCCGAAUUGGCCAAGGAAUUGGGCGUGUAUAUUGUAGGUGGUUCCAUCCCGGAAUUGGGUGAAGAUAACAAACUCUACAAUACCUGUACUGUGUGGUGUCCCGAGGGUAAAUUAAUUGCCAAACAUCGUAAGGUACAUUUAUAUGACACCGAUGUUAAGGGUGGUAUUCGUUUCAAGGAAUCUGAUACCCUGUCGCCGGGUAAUCAAUUUACCAUUAUUGAAAUUGAUGGUCAUAAAAUUGGUAUUGGCAUUUGCUAUGAUAUUCGUUUCGAAGAAAUGGCCAAGCUGUACAGAAUUGAAGGUUGUGAAAUGUUGAUGUAUCCUGCUGCCUUCAAUAUGACUUCCGGUCCCUUGCAUUGGGAAUUAUUACAACGUGCCCGUGCCAAUGACAAUCAAUUGUAUGUGGUAACAAUCUCACCAGCCCGCGAUGAAACAGCUGAUUAUGUAGCCUAUGGUAAUUCCAUGGUUGUCGAUCCCUGGGCUAAGGUAAUCAAGCAGGCCAAAGAAUACGAAGAGACCAUCAUUGCUGAUAUUGAUUUCUCUUUGGUGGAGUCAGUUCGUCAACAGAUUACCGUUUUCCCUCAACGUCGUUUGGAUAUGUAUGGUACAGUGAAAAAGAUUUAA